AUUUCUUAUAGAGAAAUCAAAAAUCAUUUACUAGAAAAAAAGAACAGGAUAAAUAUCCACACUUGCAACCAUGCAAAGAAGACUCUUCUCAAAAGUAGAUCCCCCUUUUGUCUCUCUUUAAGUUUGUGUUCGUGUAAGAUCUAACCACCUCUCAAACCUUCGAAUCUGUCGCUUCUUGUUUCCAUCAACGCGCUUAUACAAGAGACUACAGCACAGAUAGAGAGAGUUUGUAUAAAAAUGCCAUUAAGAGAUGAGGUGGAGUACUCUGCAAUAGAUGAGGAUCAAGAAGAGAGAUCAUCCUACUAUGGUGGAGCCUCCAUACCAUUUGUAUGGGAGUCAAGGCCAGGCACACCCAAACACAACCACUUUUCAAAUCGCUCUUUUCUUCCGCCGCUCACGCCGCCUCCGUCGUAUUACUCCUCUUCCGGGAUUUUGUCAACGCCAAAGAGACAGAACAAGGUGAGAACAAAACUAAGUAGAAUCCUGUCUAUGUCUCUGUUCCAUGAUCUCAGGAAGAGCAGUAACAGUAGCAAGAAGACGACCAACUGUGUCUCUGGGUCAUCGUUUUCUUGGUCGUCUACGUCUUCUUCAUCUUCCUUGUCCUCCUCGCCGCCACAUUCUUUGAGAAAACCAGUGAGUCUUAGUAAAAAAUCAACGGUUCUGUAUGCUAGUUACAAAGAGCAUGAGCUUAGGUCGUCGCCGACCUCGACUCUGUGUUACUCCAAUGGUGGAAUAAAAGGGUUUAGUUCUUCCAUGGGGAGUAUGAAGAGAGCUCUGUUCUCUGUUCCUAGACAAGGAUCCACUGGCAAAGCUCUCAUCAUCGGAGACAUGAACAAAGCUUGACUAUGUGAAUCUAUUGUGUUCUUGAUUCGUUCUAUGAGCUGAUUUUGCCUCAAUGAACCAGAACGAGUACUACAAUGCUUGAUGUGUGAAUGUAAUUGUAUGAUGUAUGUAUAUUUAUAUAUAUAUAUAUAUAUAUAGCUUGUCUCU
This is a messenger RNA of Eutrema salsugineum, 990 nucleotides long. RefSeq lists its product as uncharacterized. The transcript has a single exon. The record is from RefSeq and is a predicted model, not a curated record. NCBI's taxonomy places the organism in Eukaryota, Viridiplantae, Streptophyta, Magnoliopsida, Brassicales, Brassicaceae. Bases 238 to 843 code for a protein of 201 amino acids.